Vanessa atalanta (red admiral) is the source of this 5798-nucleotide messenger RNA. RefSeq lists its product as uncharacterized. Gene Ontology annotation, molecular function: G protein-coupled receptor activity. The transcript has 11 exons. The record is from RefSeq and is a predicted model, not a curated record. The coding region runs from base 330 to 4103 and encodes 1257 amino acids. Gene Ontology annotation, biological process: cell surface receptor signaling pathway; adenylate cyclase-activating G protein-coupled receptor signaling pathway. Lineage: Eukaryota; Metazoa; Arthropoda; Insecta; Lepidoptera; Nymphalidae. Gene Ontology annotation, cellular component: membrane.
UGAUCGCGCGCGUCGCGCUCUUAACGAAAGUUAGCGGGAAAUUUGAUAGAAAUAUACGUUUAGUCAGGUAAAUAAAAUUUUCGUGUUAGAUUUGAGUGACACAUUGAUAACUAACAUUUUUAGUAUCGGUUAUGAUUUCUUUGGGGACUGUGUUCUAAAUAAAGUGUUAGUGCCAUUUGGAUUGAUUGAUUUAUUAUUCACAAACAAUAAUUAUACAUACAGAAAUAUUAAGAAAGUAAGCGAAGUCGGGCGUCAAUGGAUAUCUUGUAAGAUGAGCGUCAUCAUUUUCACACCGUGCGAGCGUGACGGUCGUUCUUGAAAAAGGCAAGAUGCAUUUACAAAUUGAAGUUAUACUUCAAGCAGCUAUAUUACUCCUGUUAUGGAUAGAUUCACCCAUUGCCUAUGGACAGGAGACCUACGACACAACGUACUGUCCAAUCGGAUAUUCACUUUUCUUCACAAAAAGUAAACAUACCCCAUAUUGUUUUCGACGGAAAGGACCAGAAACAUUCGCAGACAAAUACAAAGAUUGUGCCGGAAAUUUGUACACUUCCAAAUUAUAUAAUGAAAUGAAUAUUACGAAACCAGAUUAUGUGAUAUGGACUGAGUACAAAUCUAUGCAUCCAGGGGGACUCUUCGUCGACUGGUCCUACACGAAAACUAUCGGAGAAAAAUUCGACGCCGUCUAUGAUGUCACAAUCGAUCCUACAUUAGAUUUAGAAGAAGAAUUAUGCCUAGUUAUUGACCCAGUUAGCAAUUAUACUGCAGUGAAGUGCAACGAACAGCAAUAUAGUUUCUGCGUUAUUAAAGCUUAUGAUUAUAAAGAUAAUACUAAGGGCGAAGGUUGUGAAGGCUUAAAGGAUUCUUUGAGGUUUUGGAGUCCAGAGUCCACAUGUUUGUCGGCCUUGACUGGGGUUGGGGGUGGUGCAGUUCGAGCGACAUGGAACCAGGCCCAGGAUCUUUGUACGAAGAAAGGAGGUUCACUACUGAAUCGUGGUUGGAGACUCUCCAAUUACCCAAUGUUUCGAAAUUCAGGAAUAAAUUAUACAUAUCCGUUGGGUAUUGUAAUGAGCUCCGAUUAUUCCUUGUUGAGAUAUGAUGCGACAAAUGAUCAUAGCGAGAUACCAUUAGGUGAAUGGAAUUUUCAAAAUUUCUUUUACUACAAUGACACUUUGUUUGGAUCUCUUCAUAAUGAUAUUUGGAACCUCGUAAAUAGUUCUUAUAUUUUCUAUGAUGUCAUUUGUGAGCACUCUGUUCCUCUAGAAGACUUGACUUUGGAUGUUGCCAUAGAUUUGGAAAACAAAUUGACAUUGAUAACUAACGAUACAUUGAGCGGUGAUGAUAUAUACUGUUUUACUGAUUCGGUAAACCGAUAUCCAGUAAAGAUUAACAAGAAACGUGUCGACGAAACGAAUGAAUUCAUCUUAAAACCAAAAGAUGACGGGUACUAUUGGUGUACUCAUAUUAAUACCAAAAAAUAUACAGUUAAGGAAUCAAAAAAGGUUUUAUUCGUUAGAGAAAAGCAGUCACUUAUUAAUGUAUACGCCAUAAAAUUAAAGAAUAAUAAGCUGUAUAAAUUGGACGAUUUGCCAAAACUUUUCAAAGUGUGGGAGGCGAAGUUGAAGGAGUACAUAUUUUAUAGAACAAAAUAUAUUAACGUUUAUGGCGAAAUAAAUUCGAAUAUAACGGAAGAUGUUUUGAAAAGUUUUAAAAAUUCAGGACUUGUUCAAAACGAGAAAACUGUGAUUCUUAAGAUGAAGCUAAAAAGGUUGUAUAUGGAUAGGCGAACGGUUCUGGUGCACGUUGAGUUAAGUCCUGACAUGAAGCCGGUCACACCAGGGUUUUGGGAUCAAAUGGAGAUUUUAUCGAUGAAGCCAGUUUUUUACUGCAAAGGAUUUGAUACGAUUCCUCAAAUGGCGCUUGGAGAAUCAUUCGACACUGCUGCGUGUCGAACUCACACGUGCGUCGGAAAUUUCAACGAAGGCGUCCAAUGGGUGACCACUGCCAAAGCCAACUGUACCCCAUACGUUGCUAUCGACAAGGCUUUUAGAAUGCAAGACGAUGGCAUAGCCAUCGUUAUGCCUUCUGUAGUACCAUCAUCGACGACAAUGUCACUACCAAUACUAGACGACAGUGAUAGCUCUGAAGAAAUAUACGAAUCAAUAACAGAUGAUAUAAUUAAAACAACUACAACACUAGCAGAUUAUCGAAGUAAUACAACAAGUGAAACAGAAACAGACGAACCAACAACUACAACCAAUGCAUCAAUAAGCACUACUGAUAUAACUGUUGAUAGUACUACAGACAGUGUUGAUCUAACGUCUGAUAAAGAUAAACCGAGUACAGAAUGCACUACAUCCUCACCAUCUUCUACAUCUUCUACUCCCAUUGUAAGACCGCCGGAAGAGCAAUUGGAGCAAGUUCUUCAAGACUUGGAUAAGUUGCUGAACAAUGCAAGUACCCCAGUGAUGGUUGAGGACAUCGACGACGUAUUCAAUCAGGUUGACGACAUCCUACAAGUUCACGAUAGCCUGGAAAUUCCAGGACAAUUGCUGCAUCUGCUGGAUCGACUCGGUUCCGCCAUAGAACUGAACGGCUCAAGAAGUGCAGCGGCCGUUAGAGGAAAUAUUGCAUUGUUGAUGGCAGAUGCCAAUCCUGGUCAUCCUGUCAGGGGUUUGAAGAUAGCAACCAGAGACACUGAUGUGUUUACGGAUGACGCUUUUGAGAUCAUUUCAACUGAACCAAACUCAACAGUCCUGGACUCGGAGAACAACGAGGUAGUAGUCCAUCUCCCGCAGUCCGUGUCAGAAACGUCUCAUCGCAUUAGCUUCGUCGUAUUCAGAAACGACCGAGCCUUCCAGCCUAACGAAGGACUGUACUCCGUCAACAGUAGGGUCCUGAGCAUCAAGGUCGGGGAGGUCACGCAGUUCGAGAACGGGGAGGUUAUCGACAUCCAUCUUAGCCCUUUGACAGUAGAUCCGAUUCGCAAUCAGAGCCGAACUUGUGCUUACUGGGAAUUCCUCAAUAAUGGAUCCGGUUACUGGUCGCAAGAGGGUUGCACUCUUAUCCGCGCCACGCAACCAGGUAUGUUGGAUACUUGCAGAUGUACCCAUCUCACUCACUUCGCCGAGGUUCUUUUCCCUCGAAGUGUCUUCUCUCAAAAGGAUGAGGACAUCCUGGAACUUCUCACGAUCAUCGGUUGCUGCCUUUCCCUAUUCGGAUUAAUAUUUGUGGGAGUGACAGCCGCCAUCUUCAGGUCCUGGAGGAGGGACUUCAACAACAAGAUCUGGCUGCAACUCUGCAUAGCUAUUUUUAUGGUAGCACUAAGUUUCUUAAUAGUAAUUUUCGCGAAAUUCGAUCAAUACAACGUAUUUUGCAUGCUCACCGGUAUUGUUUUGCAUUAUUCCGUACUCGCCUCAUUCUGCUGGAUGUUGGUCGCGGCUGUCUUGUCAUACAGGAGAUUGGUUCUUGUCUUUACUAGAGACGCUUCGCACAAGUUGCUAAGAGCCUCCGCGUUUUCUUGGGGAGCUCCCUGCGCGGUCAUUGGUGUUCUUCUCUCAAUCAACCCUCAGUCAUACGCGGGUCCAUUCGAAGAGAAGACACCCAGUGCAUCCUUUUGUUACCCUUCCGGUCUCGGUCUCUGGCUAGCGGUGUACGCACCGAUAGCUAUCAUCUUGCUAGUGAACUGGACGCUAUUCUUUCUAAUAGUACGUUCCGUGUUCGCAUCCAGAGGUAUUCAAAGGCACGGGGAUACGAACGAAGCGUUACGAUGCGCUUCCGUCAGCUGCUUGUUAGUUUUCUUAUUCGGCUUGCCUUGGAUUUUUGGUCUCUUCGCUUAUAAUGUCGUCGCUGCUUACUUUUUCACGUUGACAGCGACAUAUCAAGGUUUGAUGCUGUUUCUGUUCUUCGUCCUCGGUAAUAAGAAGACUAGGGAUUUGUGGUUGAAUAAGCUUAAGAUCAAGCAGACGCGUAAGGUACCAGUUACGUCAUCGACUUAUUCUAAUAGGAGUACCGGUUGGAGGGGGGGUACUCAGGGGAUGAACUUCGAAGCUAAGGUGUCAAAGCCCAAGUCUCUUGCUCAGGAUGACUCUAGAUUCUCUUGACACAAACUAAAGAAGAGAUCUCCUUGAAAACGAGUUUAACGCUCCUUGGACAGCUUGCUUUUGUCGAUUAAAACACUUUUAAAAUUUAACUUUUAAUUUUACAUUUCGUUUAUUUCUCGAAUAUUUGUUCUUUAAUCGACACUUUUAGAGAGACUUUCUUCUUUCCUCAUAUCUAGACAUCAGGUUAAUCCUCAGCAGUCGAAGUUCAUUACUGCUGAUGUUUUUUUAAAUAUUUCAUCACGAUUAGACCUCUUGGCACUUGAAUAGGGUUACUUUUCUGCAGGAUACUUCGGUUCUAAUUGAUAGAUUCUUAUAUGAAAUGCCAUAAGUGUCAUUUCUAUGAUUUCACACUAGGAAACUUUAUACAUUUUGAUCGUCGAACUUCCCAAGUUCCUGCAGUGCUAUAGGAUCACAUUUUCCAUAUUGUACUCGUAUAUUCAGUAUUCAUGAAAUGUACGUUCUGACGAUCAUGUGUUUUUUUAAACUCCUCCUUUGGAAAUAUUUUUUAACUAUGGGGACACAUUCCUGUAUUUAUGUUGAAGAUAUAUUAAUGUUCUAAAUUCAAAAUUAUUCUGUAAUAAAAUAGAUACGCAAUGGCGAGGCUUCAUACGAACUUGACUUUUGAACUUUAAUUAUUUUCAAAAUAUCGAUUAUUCGAUAUCUAUCUAGUCGUACACUUUACUCGUAAGUUUAUAUUCGGUAAUAGGAGUAAUAGUAUAAGUUUAUGCAUAUAUUAGCAUAUUUAUUUAUACAAGCAUGCAUAUAUGUUUUGUAGUUUCAUUCUUUACCUUUUAUAUGCUAUUAGGCGAAUAAAAUGACCAUAUAUAUAUCAUUAAUAGUCGAAUCAAUUCAGUAUUUAUGAUAAAAUAUUUAACCUCUUUUAAAAUCAAUAUUCACCUAUGCAACAGGUAAUAAAAUUGUCUACAUAUCGUUUAUUUAAAUAUGCAUAUUCAUUCCUAUUUACUGCGUCAUGUAUGCAUGCAUGCUUGAAAGUGUUCAUUGGCUAAUAUUUUUUUCCUAUUCAUAAUUACACUUACAGUUCAUAUCAGUAUUACAAUUUUAUUUUUACUAAUACAUAGGUAUUAAAAAUAAUUGUACUGUGUCUUUUGAUUCUUACAAAGGAACAUAAUAUUUGCAGUCAUUUUUUAUACAGAAACAUUUUUGCUUGUCUUUCCCAUGGUUCCGUUGUUUCGUGAAAACGUAACAGACGUACAGAGUUAUAUUUUAAAACAUCAUGGAUUGUUGGUUGACUUUUACACUGACAGCAAGUUUUUAUAAAUAGAACUUGACACUGACAUUUGCAUUUUUUGCAAAUCUAUUAUAAAAAGAGGCAAAGGCGUAACUUUAUUGAGACACGAGAUGCAUAAAUAGCUCAUUGCAGUAAAUAAAGUCUUUGUUUAAAUCUUUAAUCAAUAUAAAAGCAUUACACUUGGUUAUUGAUAGUCUAAAAACUAAUAUCGGUUCUGAAAGAUCACGAAGAACUUCCCCCGGAAGUGUUAUUUCUAUGUAUUGAUAGAAGACAUUUCUUUCAGUAUCUUUGGAGGCAGGUGACCGUUAAGUGUCCCAUUUAUUUCUUGCCUACCUGCCUUCCUAAAAUAUGCCUUUUUAAAACUAUUUUAAAGUAUUAUUUAAUUAUUCCUUCUUUUUGUAAUUAUAUGUAAGUAAUGAAUUUAAUUGUAUCUAUAAAAAGUAAUA